UCGCGAUCGCGAUUGACGUAUGUUGUUUAUGUGUGUGUUGCGUACGUUAUAAAACCAGACUUACUUUGCUGCUUUGCUGUAUGAACGUCACAUAUUUCAUUCAUUUGACUCACUCUCUACGCUGUUACAUGUCCGUAAUGUCGCGACUGUUUUGCUGCGUGUGUGUUUCUAUUUAAAAACUGCAUUUUCUGGAGCGACAUGUGGCGAGGGAUAUGUGUUUUCUGAUAUGUGACUUUGACAUUUCGUAUGACAUAAUGUGCGGGAAAUUCGAAUUUUUAAGAAAAUAAAAAGGAAUGUAGUGUUUUGUUAUUGAAUUAAAUGUAUGUAGGAAGUUCAAGUGAAAGCAAAGUGCGGAACAACUUGUUGAUUGUUAAUCGCCGCUAUGACCUUUCCGUGAUUGGCACAGACCAUAUGUGUGAAUUUUUUGCAACGUGCCUUUUAAAAGUUAUACACCUGGAAUUGUAUUGAAGAAUACUAUCAAGAUGUUUACGAUGACGGAAGGAGGGUUCGGGGUAGGGGACUUUGUGGCGUUCGGGUUCCUGUGCCUCGCGUCCUGUGCUGGGGGUCUGUGGUACAGCGCUAUAGGGUCCCGAACUAAAGCUGUAGUGGAUAUACGAGAUUACUUGCUCGGUGGACGAGCAAUGUCAACAUUCCCUGUCGCUAUGUCACUUAUAGCCAGUUAUGUGUCUGGAGUGACGAUACUGGGAACGCCUGCGGAGAUCUACAACUACGGCAGCCAGUACUGGCUAGUGGUGGUCGGAGUGUCUCUUAGCUGUGUGGUGGUUGCUACUGUGUACCUGCCAGUGUUCUGCACCUUAAGACUAUCUUCAUCAUAUGAGUAUUUGGAGUUACGGUUCAAUCGGCAUGUCCGCGCCGUGGCAUCCAUUCUGUUUUUAUUGGACGAGGUAUUGUUUCUACCUAUGGUCAUCUAUGUUCCAGCUUUAGCAUUUAAUCAAUUGACAGGGUUUAAUGUAUACGCAGUUGGUGGCGUUAUGGUCGCUAUAUGUGGCCUUUAUACAGUAUUAGGCGGUCUGCGCGCAGUGGUAUGGACGGACUCAGUGCAGACGGGCAUCAUGUUCAUUGGCGUGAUGCUGGUUGCGGCAGCAGGCACCAUCGCCGUGGGCGGCGUGCGCGUCAUCCUAGAUGUCACUGGGGAAUCUGGCAGACUUAGCAUCUCCAAUUGGGACUUCUCGCCAUACGUGCGGCAGACUGGCUGGGGUUCGGUAGUGGGCGGAUUCCUCUACUGGACCUGCUUCAACUCCGUCAACCAGACGAUGGUGCAGCGCUACAUCGCACUACCCAGCAAGAGAAAAGCUAUCAUUGCAUUAGCGAUCUUCUGCAUGGGUGCGAUCCUGGCGAUCUCGCUGUGCGUGUGGUGCGGGCUGGCGGCGUGGGCUGCGUGGGUCCGCGGUGGUUGCGCGCCCGCCGGCCGUCCGCUCGUCGACGACCGCCUCUUGCCCGCCUUCGUCACCUACGUCUCCAGGGUCCAGCACCUGCCGGGGCUCGCGGGUGUCUUCCUAGCUGGUGUAUUCGGAGCCGGUUUGAGUUCUCUGUCGGCGGUGCUGAAUGCUUGCGCGCUGGUGGCGGUGGAGGACAUAAUGCACGGCUGGCUGCGGCUGCGACUGCGCCCGCUGGUUGAGGGUCUGCUGGCGCGCGCAGUCACCGCCACCCUCGCGCUGCUCUCGCUCCUCAUGCUCGUCGUCAUCACUAAACUCGGCGGGGUGCUCGGUGUGGCUACAGCGCUGUCAGCGAUCGCGGCGAGCUCGACGUGCGGCAUGUUCACGCUGGGCAUGGCGUGCUGGUGGGUGGGGCCGCGCGGGGCCAUCGCGGGCGCGGUGGCGGGCGCCGUGGUCGCAGCCACAGUGUCGCUCGGCACGCAGGCCGCCGCCGCGCACGGCCUGCGCGAGCCUCCCAUGGACUACGCCAUGCAGUGUCCCAAUGCUACCUUCCAGCCUCCCGUGUAUCUAGAUCCAGAGGAAGUGUUUCCACUGUUCCGCAUCUCGUACCACUGGAUAGCGCCGCUGGGGCUGGUGACGACGCUGUGCGUGGGGAGCGCGGUGGGCUGGCUGUGUGACCGGCGCCAAGGCGUGCCGCUGGACGCCGAGCUGUUCACGCCGGCAGUGUGGCGCCUGCUGCCGGCGGAGGCGCGCGACAACGCCGGUGUGACGCGCAGGAACCUCGCCAGCAAGGCCGCGGACACGCCGCCCUCUGCGCCGCUCAUUGUGGGACAAGCAUCUGAUAAGAUUGAAAUGAAUGGAGAGUCGAGCAGGUGAAGAUUUGUUUAACUUUUAUACAAAUGUACAUAUCGUUCCUGUGUUUAUAAAGUUUAAGAAUACUUGUCUAAGAUGUUUUAUCAUGUAAUGACUAAUAUUAUCGGAUAU
Messenger RNA from Papilio machaon (common yellow swallowtail), 2381 nucleotides. RefSeq names its product sodium-coupled monocarboxylate transporter 1. Bases 483 to 2273 code for a protein of 596 amino acids. The transcript is spliced from 13 exons. The record is from RefSeq and is a predicted model, not a curated record. Gene Ontology annotation, molecular function: symporter activity. NCBI's taxonomy places the organism in Eukaryota, Metazoa, Arthropoda, Insecta, Lepidoptera, Papilionidae. Gene Ontology annotation, cellular component: membrane. Gene Ontology annotation, biological process: sodium ion transport; transmembrane transport.